Messenger RNA from Nicotiana tabacum (common tobacco), 390 nucleotides. Lineage: Eukaryota; Viridiplantae; Streptophyta; Magnoliopsida; Solanales; Solanaceae. The record is from RefSeq and is a predicted model, not a curated record.
AUGUUGGGAAAUGGUAGAGAGUUGGCAGAAGUGCCUAAGAAGAAAAAGGAGCAGUCUGGGCUCGAAGAAGAAAGAGUGCCAAAACCUGUAGAGCUUAAGGAUUCGGGUAGUUUUACCAUCCCUAUGAGGAUUGGUGAAAUUGAUGUGGGUAGAGCCUUGUGUGAUUUGGUUGCAAGUAUCAAUCUGAUGUCAUUGUCAGUGUUCAAACAAUUGGGCUUAGGAGCUCUGACACCCACCACGGUAAUGCUACAGUUAGCUGAUAGAUCUUAUGUUUAUCCUGAGGGGGUAAUGGAGGAUGUCUUGCUGCAGAUUGGGAAGUUUAUUUUCCUUGAGGAUUUUAUCAUCCUGGACUACGAGGCUGAUGAGUUAGUUCCUAUCAUCUUGGGAUGA